Molecule: messenger RNA, 1138 nt
Organism: Aspergillus pseudonomiae
Lineage: Eukaryota; Fungi; Ascomycota; Eurotiomycetes; Eurotiales; Aspergillaceae
Product: aromatic alcohol reductase
Exons: 2
Coding region: 46-945 (299 amino acids)
Molecular function (GO): oxidoreductase activity
Source: RefSeq, a predicted model, not a curated record
GCUGUCUUCUGAAGCGCUGUCAAAAUAACACUGGUAUUCAGCACAAUGCCUAGGAUUGAAACUGUUGCGCUCGCUGGCGCAUCUGGCACACUGGGACCCUACGUGUUCCAAGCUCUUGUCAAUGCAGGCUUCCAGGUCUCGAUUCUCACUCGUUCUCAACAGCCUGGAGCAUACGCCUCGAACAUCAACGUCUUCGAAGUUGACUUCAAUUCAGUGAAGUCGUUGACCGCUGCCCUUAACGGUGUGGACGCUGUCGUAUCAACUGUGGGUGGUGCAGCAAUCGACAAUCAGACUGUGCUUAUCGACGCCGCCAUUGCCGCGGGAGUGAAGCGUUUUAUUCCUUCUGAAUUUGGCAACGUUACCACCAAUCCGAACCUUGAAACUUUUCCAAUCUAUAGUUCCAUGUUCGGUAUUCGGAAUUAUCUCCAGGCAAAGGCAGCAACUGGAGAACUGACAUGGACAGUCCUUGCAUGUGGCGCCUUCUUGGACUUGGUUUUGGACACUCCAACUUUGCUGGAUUUUCAGAACCACACGGUGACUAUACUCGACGAAGGCGACAAUCGGAUCAGUGCUACAUCCUUACCUGUGGUGGGAAGAGCUAUCGUUGCAAUCUUGCAGAACUUUGAUGCCACGGAGAACAGAGUCAUUCGUGCAUCAGAGACAAUUUUGACUCAAAACCAGCUGAUUGGGUUUGCAAAGGAACUUCGACCAGAUAUCAAGUGGAGGACUAGCAAGCAACGUACAAGCGUGCUUUUGCAGGAGAGUCUAGAACAGUUCGGUGCCGGUGACUUCAGUGUGCCGACCUUCAUGAAACUGAUGAAAGGUACCGCUCUCGCUGGUGAUACUUAUGGUGGCGCAUAUAAUGUGACGGAUAAUGAGCUGCUUGGCAUCAAAGAAUUGGCACCAGCAGACCUGAAGAAGCUUAUGGCCAAGAAGCUGACCUAGAGGAGAGUGGUAUUGUAGGGUUGGCGAAGGACUUUGCAGCAAGAGCUUAGACUCAACUUGUGAUUUUAAACCCUGACUGCCAUUGUGGACAGUUGUUCAAUAUAGGCGUACCACUCUUGUCCUAUGUCGGUCAAGUGGCCUGCAACUUAAUCGCCGGCCAACAAGAAAGCCUCUAGACCCUGAUCUUGCUUAC